AUGAAUUUAACAAGUGGUUUCGUCACAACCGGAGGUGACACUGGAACAUGCGGAUCAGGAUUAAAUCAGUUUAGUCCACACGGUCUUUAUGUUGAUCAAAAUGGUAGUAUGUAUGUAUCAGAUGCAAAUAAUCAUCAUGUGUUGAAAUAUAUUGCAGGUGCAACUCAAGGUAUUAUAGUUGCAAGUGGAAAUGGUUUAUGA
This is a messenger RNA of Didymodactylos carnosus, 201 nucleotides long. NCBI's taxonomy places the organism in Eukaryota, Metazoa, Rotifera, Eurotatoria, Philodinida, Philodinidae. The record is from the annotation of a GenBank genome assembly.